AUGUGUCGAUAUGUCGCUCGAAACACGAAUAUCAUCAUUGCCCAGGUAGACUUCCGGCUUGCACCGGAGUAUCCCGUUCCGACGCAAGUCAAUGACUGCUUCGACGCCUACAAAUGGUGUUACCGCAAUGCCGCCAAGCUCGGGGGUGACAUCAAUCGCUUUUUUUCGAUGGGAUCUUCGCUUGGAGGCAGCGCAGCAGUGGGGGUAGCCUUGAAGCUCAUCGAUGAAAAUCUAAGCCAAAUGGUGUCGGGGAUUGUCAUCCUAUGCCCUGCCCUUCUUCACCCGGAAUUUGUUCCCAAUGAUUACAAGCCUAUGUUCAAGGCGUACGAGGAAAAUUGGACCGGUGCUCCUUUGCAGGAUGGGCAGAGCAUGAUGAUAUUUUAUGGCCACAACGGCGGCACCAACCAGCAGACCAACCCCUACGCCUUCCCGUGCUUGCAUCCUGGGAUUUCCCGUUUGCCCCCAGUCUAUCAGGCUAUCUGUGAGGCAGAUCCGGUUCGGGAUGAUUCGACCGUCUUCAAGUAUCAACUCGAUAAAUUCGGGAUCCAAAACAUGUUUCAUAUUUAUCCGGGAAUGCCGCAUUAUUUCUGGCUGUUCCCACAGCUACAUAUGUCUGAGAAAUUCCACCAGAAUGUCGUGGAAGGAGUGAAGUGGGUACUUAGCCAGGUUGAAGUAACGAAUGUCUAA
Penicillium expansum is the source of this 687-nucleotide messenger RNA. Its product is annotated as Alpha/beta hydrolase fold-3. The transcript is spliced from 4 exons. Gene Ontology annotation, biological process: triglyceride catabolic process. Gene Ontology annotation, molecular function: triacylglycerol lipase activity; sterol ester esterase activity. The record is from RefSeq and is a predicted model, not a curated record. Gene Ontology annotation, cellular component: cytosol. Lineage: Eukaryota; Fungi; Ascomycota; Eurotiomycetes; Eurotiales; Aspergillaceae. Bases 1 to 687 code for a protein of 228 amino acids.